CCCUGCAGUUCAGGAAGGAUGUCGUGCACGCGCACACGCGCUUGUCAGCAGAGCAGAGACAGCUCGCGCUCGCAGAGGAACAUCACGCGUUCAUUCUGAAUUAAAGUGAAUUAAAACGUCCUCGGUACAAGACUGGAGUUAUUCAAGUUAAGAGUUAGAGUCAAGCGUCUCAAAUGGAGACAGAAGCCAUGGAUGUCCAACAUCAGGACGGAGGGCAGGGCAGCGCACUGGACAAGUUCAUGCCCCAGGAGAGUCAUGUCCACACGACACAACCACAGGCCACCGGCAAACCUGACGUCACAGGUCCUGUCCCAGCUGAGAUUGUUGACAGCGGAAGCAACGAGUCGCUGACAGACAGUGUCACAACCAAUGACGACGCUUUACUGCUUCCUGACCACAUACCUACAAUUUCACGCAAAAUAGAGAAAGGCAACGUGAAGCCCAGUUUUCCCAAUGGCUCCUGUUCUCCAGUCAGUGGGUCUGCUGUCAUCCGUACACCUCCGGCGUCUUCAUCAGGAGGAUCGACGCCUCGCCUGACAACGCAACAGAAAUGCAACGGACAUGCAAAGUGCAAUGGACACAAACACCCUCACAGAAAACACACCCCCUCCACCUCCAAGAGCCAGCAGAGCUUCAAGGGUGAUGCCUCACAGAUACAGAGAGUAGCUGGAGAUGACUGCUGUGCGCACUGCAUCCUGGCCUGUCUGUUCUGCGAGGUGCUGUCGUGCUGUUCAGCCGUGGCUCAGUGUUUGGCCUGCGGUCUGGAGUGUGACGCUGUCUGCUGCUGUGGGGAAGCGGCCACCGGAGGUCUGGCGUGCUGUGCUGAGGACACCUGCUCUGCCCUGCUGGACUGUGGGAUACUGGAGGACUGUUGCCAGUCUUCAGACUGUCUGGAGAUCUGUUUGGAAUGCUGCUCCAUCUGUUUCCCUGCCUAACAGGAUUCUCAACAGAUUGAUAUCAACUGCUUAAAAGACUGUAAGCGUCGGUUAUACAUUUUAGUGUUAUCCCGCAUUUUGUAUUUAUUUAGAAUGAAAAAUGAAUUUGUUGCAUCAGUCAAAGUUGGACUGUUCUGUACGAGGCUACUCUCUGAAUUCUGACAGGCCUUAAAUCUGAAGUGUGUUAUUUUUUUGUUUGUUAAAAUACACACAAAAUCCACGUUUUAAUGUGAAAUAUUGCUUUGCUUAUUGGAGAAUCGACCAAUGGCGUUAGUUCAGCAAAUCUUUUUCAUUAUUGCAAUUCUGUUUGGUGGCACAGGAAUAACACACAUCAUUUUUUUAACGGUGAAGAGCAAAGAUUUUGUUUACUGCUCACUUAGACUUACACUACCGUUCGAAAGUUUGAGACUGUGCUGCAAAAAAAACAAACAAACAAACAAACAAACAAGAUUUUGUCUUUUUUUCCAGUACAAAUAUCUAACAGUUCUUAAAUCAUGAAACAUUUACUUGAGAAGCAAC
Molecule: messenger RNA, 1454 nt
Organism: Cyprinus carpio (common carp)
Lineage: Eukaryota; Metazoa; Chordata; Actinopteri; Cypriniformes; Cyprinidae
Source: RefSeq, a predicted model, not a curated record